AUGCCUGAUAAUAACAAUGACAGUCAUUCGGUUACAUCGUCGUCUGUUGCGUCCACCACCACUACAGCGACCGAUCCAUUUCUCGCUUCUUUACAAACUACGGCUUUGAAAGAAUUACAAAAAUUUACUGGUGAUCCAUCACAGAAAGUCACUCACUUCAUCAAUGCUAUCGAACAAUUACGCUCUUUCAGCCCAUUGAGUGAUGCCAUGCUUCAUUCAAUCGCUACUCUCAAACUAGGUGGUCCAGCUUUCAACUGGUAUGACAAUAAUCGUGACUCAUUAGAUUCGUGGUCUCUAUUAAAAACUAAUCUAUUAGCACGUUUUAAACCGUCAUUGUCUGCUGCAAAAACACAAUUGAAAGAUCGUCGUCAACAACCGGGUGAAUCAUUAUUAGCAUACUACGACGAUGUCAUUGAUUUAUGCAAACAGGUCGAUUCUGACAUGCCGCUUCAUAUGAUUGUCGAUUAUUUACAAGAUGGUGAGCGCGAUGCACUCAAAAUUCACAUAAAACGUCGAAUGAAAACACUUCCUGAUACUCCAUCACCAGCUCAAUUUUUAACAAUCGCACGCGACGAAGAAGAAUUACAACAAGAACUUUUACCUUCCGAAGCAUCUACUAUUACUGCUGCUCAACCUUACUUUCCUCAUUUUACAGCAGCUACUAACACUUCUACUCUCCGACCGAACUAUUCUC
This is a messenger RNA of Adineta ricciae, 694 nucleotides long. NCBI's taxonomy places the organism in Eukaryota, Metazoa, Rotifera, Eurotatoria, Adinetida, Adinetidae. The record is from the annotation of a GenBank genome assembly.